Molecule: messenger RNA, 258 nt
Organism: Trichoderma gamsii
Lineage: Eukaryota; Fungi; Ascomycota; Sordariomycetes; Hypocreales; Hypocreaceae
Product: 60S ribosomal protein L37
Exons: 2
Coding region: 1-258 (85 amino acids)
Biological process (GO): translation
Cellular component (GO): cytosolic large ribosomal subunit; ribosome
Molecular function (GO): RNA binding; structural constituent of ribosome
Source: RefSeq, a predicted model, not a curated record
AUGACCAGUCAUGCUGAUUAUGGAUGGAUAUUAGGUCGCCGUUCGCUGCACGUCCAGAAGCACGAGUGCGCCUCUUGCGGAUACCCCGCCGCUAAGAUGCGAAAGUACAACUGGAGCGAGAAGGCCAAGCGGAGAAGGACUGUCGGUACUGGCCGCACCCGCUACCUCAAGGACGUUUCCCGACGAUUCAAGAACGGCUUCCAGACUGGCACCCCCAAGAACGCCAGACUCGGCAAGAAGACUGAGGCCGAGGCUUAA